Messenger RNA from Penicillium brevicompactum, 1071 nucleotides. Its product is annotated as AIM24 family protein. NCBI's taxonomy places the organism in Eukaryota, Fungi, Ascomycota, Eurotiomycetes, Eurotiales, Aspergillaceae. Bases 1 to 1071 code for a protein of 356 amino acids. The transcript is spliced from 4 exons. The record is from RefSeq and is a predicted model, not a curated record.
AUGAUAGCACCUGCACAUAUAACAGCCUUUCCACCAAUCCAGCCUCAUACGCGACAAUCUUCGGCCGAUCAACCACCAAAUUUUAGCUAUGCGCCGCCCCCAGGAAGGUCGCCCCCUACAAAUGGAGGGUAUGCGCUACCUCCGCCUCCAUCGAGCCCGCCCCCGGGGGGUUCACAGCCAAGCCAGCCAGAGUAUUCAGAGGGACAGUAUCCACCUCCACCCGUUGACCAGAAGGCGAUUCAAGAAUACAACCUAGAUGCGUACCGCCAGAAUUCAGCCAUUGGGAAUCUUUCAAUAUCCUCCCAGACACCCCCUCCAGCAGCAAAGAUGGAAAGGAUACCGGGUGGUGCGCCUGCGUUUGGAGAGUUCGUUGGAGCGCACUCAACCAAUCAGGAUGAUGUUGGAACAUUCAACGGAGGAAGUUACAGAGUCAGUCACCGAGAUACAAACUCACUUUUGACCAUCCAAUUGGCGAUGGGUUGUCCCUUGACAGUUAGGCCAGGUGCAAUGAUUGCAAUGUCGCCCACAAUCACACUCCGAGGAAAUGUGAGCUUCUCCUGGAAGAAGCUCUUUGCCGGUGGAAGUAUGAGUAUGUCGCAUUAUACGGGUCCCGGCGAGCUAUUGCUUGCGCCAUCUGUGCUGGGAGAUGUUAUUGUCAACCUAGUCAACGAUGGAGACAAUUGGAAGAUCGGCAGGGAUGCCUUCUUAGCCCACACCAGCGGUGUGCACCAUGAGUACAAGGCCCAAGGUCUGACCAAGGGUGUAUUUUCCGGUGAAGGUCUGUUUGUUUACCACAUCACCGGCACUGGGCUUCUUUGGAUGCAGAGUUUUGGUGCAAUCAUCAAAAAAGACCUCGUUGACAAAGAAGUAUACAUCAUCGACAACGGACAUCUCGUGGCUUGGAAUUGUGAUUAUAAGAUGAUCCGUGUUGCAUCUGGUGGCCUCAUUUCUAGUUUCAGCUCUGGGGAAGGCCUUGCUUGCAGGUUCGAAGGACCGGGAUCGGUUUAUCUGCAAACCAGAAACUUGAAUGCCUUCGCAGCACAAAUGAAGCUCAGCACAGCCAGUGGCUAA